AUGGACUCACGAGGCAAAGACGAAAGCCUGAAUCGCCCUAUCAGCACGGAGCAUGAGGACCCUUUCGAUGGUUUCGAUGGGGUUCAUUUCACUAAGAACUCCCGGGCCGCCGAUGGGCUGGCAGUCGUCGAAACUGAAAACUAUAUCCCUACCGUGACUAAGGAGCAGCGCCUCUCCGCUGCAGAUAGAGGCGACUUGGUUUAUUAUCCAGCUCCUGUUCCUGUCAUGCUUAAUCUUCCCCCGAAACUCGUUGGGAGUCGUCCGCAGAACCAGGCUCAAGCAGGUAUCGAAGAAAUCCGUGCGAGGAGGGAAUCAUUGACCUCAUUUCGGCGUUCACUCGUUUUGAAGGCGUCACAAUCUAAAGCAGAUGCGUCUUCAUUAUUUGACAAUAUACUCGAUGCUACGGUCGCGUCACCAGUACUAUCGGUCGUUAAUCAUUCAGUUUCCAACACCAAAGUUCCCGGGAAUGCGGGACACACCCGCUCGGCUUCAAAAUUUUCCAUGUCUAUGCCGAAGAAUGAGGAAAUCGCUCCGACUACCUCCCAGGGACCCACUCGCCGCAAUGUACUAUCCGAUUCUGGUGAUGAGGCUGAGUUACACAAGGAAACCAUGAGAUCCUCUGCCACAGGGGCGCAUGCUGUGGUAGGUUCUGGUAGCAUGGGCAACGACGUGGCUGAUAGCUUACCCCGGGCGUCUCAUUACCCACAUUCCAGUCACGACGAUACUGAAGAAGGAAGAGAGGGGGAGGAAUUCGAAGAUAUACAGUUUGUUCCUGCGACCCUUUUAGCUGAACUGGAAUCUCGGAAGUCGCAACAGCGUGCGCGAACCAAUAAGACCGCAAUGUCUAAGAACGCACGACAAAUGCCGACGCUCCUCGAAAGGGAUGCCAUUGCUGAGGUAAAGCAGCAAGCGAGGAAACGGGGCCCUGUAAAUCUCGGCUGGCAGGGCGACCAUGGUGCUGUAGACGAGGAGGAAGACGAUGUACCAUUGGGGGUUCUCUUUGCGAACAAGUUGUCUUCACGUCCAGCUGAAGUUCUGAGAGCGCCAGGGCUUUUGGCAAUGAGAGAAGCAGAGGAUAAUGAGCCACUACGGAGACGUCAGGAGAGAUUAAAAUAUAGCUUAGGAAGAGAGCCUGCGGAUAAUACCCCCCCUACGGAUGCCAUGGAUGAAAAGGAGACAUUGGGGCAGCGUCGGAGCAGAUUGCAGGCCGCUCAAAAGCAGCGGGAUAAUACUAGCGACAAACCCCAGGACCAGGAAGUUCCGGAAGCUAACGGACCUCCAGCGGUGGGUUCGAUGUCAGCGGUUCUUAAUGCAAACCCGAAUACGCAAAGAUCCUACCUUGCUGGGCAGGAUCCUUCGUCAAGAGGAGCACCAAACUCCGAGCUACCUUAUGGUUAUCAAGCUCAACAACAGAUGCAUAUAAACUUUGCAGGUAGUCAACCAUUGAACCGGCCCCCGAUACAUCAGGGAAAGCAUAUGCUACCUUAUCAACAAGACUCUACUGGACCCAUGGGUAAAAAUCGAGAUUACGAAUUUGGUAUUCCAUUCCCAUAUGCGCCAGUUAAUGCUGAGUACCUACAACAUCAACAGGCACUUUUGGCAGACCAAAUCGAGAGAUGGAGAAGCAGCGUUUGGUAG
Messenger RNA from Orbilia oligospora ATCC 24927, 1638 nucleotides. RefSeq lists its product as uncharacterized. The transcript has a single exon. NCBI's taxonomy places the organism in Eukaryota, Fungi, Ascomycota, Orbiliomycetes, Orbiliales, Orbiliaceae. Bases 1 to 1638 code for a protein of 545 amino acids. The record is from RefSeq and is a predicted model, not a curated record.